Messenger RNA from Danio aesculapii, 2762 nucleotides. It is a transcript of the gene habp2, whose product is annotated as hyaluronan binding protein 2. Bases 24 to 1736 code for a protein of 570 amino acids. Gene Ontology annotation, molecular function: serine-type endopeptidase activity; calcium ion binding. The transcript has 13 exons. The record is from RefSeq and is a predicted model, not a curated record. Lineage: Eukaryota; Metazoa; Chordata; Actinopteri; Cypriniformes; Danionidae. Gene Ontology annotation, biological process: proteolysis.
AUUGCUGUCAAAUAAUCAAACAAAUGGAGUCCAGAGAUCAUCCACCUACAGGUCAGCUUAUUUACUACCCACACAAACCACAAGUGUCUUUUGUGGUUGUGGAUUGUGCAUCUUUUACCCCUGGAAUAAUGUUUUCAGUCAUUUUGCUUAUUUUAAGCCUGUCUGGCCUCACUUCACAUGUUGUAGCAGCGCCGGGUCUUUUGGAAGACUUCAUUGGCUUUGUCGAUGAAAUAUAUGACUAUGUUGUUAAUGACACGGAGGAAAUAUCUUCAGCUGAAAUAAACGAGACGAUUGAUUGGCUUUUUUCCUUCUUUGAUGAAGAAACAUGUGAUCCAAACCCUUGCCAGAACAAUGGAGUUUGUAAGGACAAAGAGAGCGGCGGCUUCAAAUGCAUCUGUCCACCGCCUUAUAUUGGCAAAAAGUGUCAAAAUGAGAGGAACGUGUGUAAAAAAGUGAAGUGUGGUCAUGGUGAUUGUGUCCGAAUAAAAAAAGACCCAUUUUAUGAGUGCAAGUGCAGGCCUCCAUAUCGGGGUUCUAAGUGCAAGAAUGCCUACCCGUGUAAUCCAAGUCCAUGCCAGAAUGAGGGAACGUGUGUUAAAGGCCGUACGAGAGCAAGUUUCACAUGCACUUGUCCUGAAGAUUAUAGUGGGAGGUUCUGCCAAGUUGGUCCAAAUGAUUGCUAUGAAGGGAAUGGGGAAUCAUACAGAGGCAAUGUCAGUGAAACAAUAGAAGAAAUUGAGUGUUUACCCUGGAACCACAAUCUAAUUCCUUACAAAGAGUUUGAAGGGAAUGAGAGCAUUGGAGAACACAAUUACUGCAGGAAUCCAGAUGGAGACCGGGAACCUUGGUGCUUUGUGAAAGAAAAGGGAAAGCUUCAGUGGAACUACUGUAAUGUGAAGCCAUGCUCUGAAACAGAACCAGAAAAACCCUUAACUACCCCUACAAAACUGGAGUUUUCGGACUGUGGAAAGACCGCAUUUAGCAUGAUAGCGCCCAGAAUAUUUGGUGGGCGGAAGUCCCUGCCCGAGGCCCAUCCCUGGCAGGCCUCAUUUCAGGUGCGUCCCAAGGGCUCUAACGCAACCUUUGAGCACAACUGUGGAGGAACCCUGAUUGACUCCUGCUGGAUCCUGACGGCUGCCCACUGCAUCGAUGAGAAUGAUGAGGUGAGGGUGGAGUUGGGUGGUGUGAAUCUGGAGAAAGAUGACCCUGAUAAACAGUUUGUGGAAGUGGAGAAAAUCAUUGUUCAUGAGAACUACACAGAGACUUCUGAAGCCCUUUAUAAUGAUAUAGCCCUCCUGAAACUGAAGGGAUGGAAUGGACGGUGUGCCAAUGAGACCAGGUCUGUCAGGGCAGCUUGCCUUCCCACCGAUUUAUUCCCUGAAGGAACACGAUGCACCAUAUCAGGCUAUGGAGCUACAGAGAAACAUCAUGGCGUUUCUUCUCAGCUGCUGGAUGCCAAAGUUCUCCUGAUCUCUCAGAGCCGCUGCAUGUCUCGGAACGUCUACGGAAACAGAAUGGAUGAUUCCAUGAUGUGCGCAGGAUAUAUGCAGGGAAAGGUCGACUCUUGUCAGGGUGAUUCUGGUGGACCGUUGGUUUGUGAGAAGGACAAUACACAUUACAUUUAUGGUGUGGUGAGUUGGGGCGACAGCUGUGGCAGGAAGAACAAGCCAGGUGUCUAUGCCCGUGUCACAAAGUUCAUAGACUGGAUAAAUGAAAAGAUGCAUACUAUAAAGUGAAAUUGAUCCAAUAGCUCAAAUUUUCAAUUAUUAGAAAAAUCAGAUUUGGUCCACAUUUGCAGUUAUGUGCAACCAAAGCCAUAAGAUCAGCUGAUGGUUUAAUAUCUGUAUUUUAGUAGAGGUCAUAUUCAGACCUAAAUAUGUUAAGAAAGUGUAAGUAACGGGUGAUCUAGAGAUUUUUUUUUUCAUCUGCCAACCCAAAAAUAAAUAUCACCAUUUUUGUGAUUCAUGUACAUAUUAAGAUAAAGUUACACUGAGAUGUUGACCAAUCAGCUCUUCCAGUAUUCUGAUGAUCCAAGUGUGAUAGAUUAUUGGGGACAUUCAUUGGUUUGCAAUUAAAUGAAGUUGUUGGCAUUGCACUGCACACAGUAGGAAGAUUGUGAUUCUGUAGGAACAAUUUGGACAAACAAAAUUAAAAGAGAUUUGGUAUAUUUCACCACAGACAAGUCUGUCUUUCCAACAUAAUUACAGUUUUACAACACACACACAAAUUUAAUGUUUGCUUUGAUAUCUGUGACAAAUAAAUAUGCACUCAUUACUAAAUGCUUAUCACCAAAUCAAAAUCACUAAGUUUGUCUGACAUCUCAUGACAUUAAUAACCAUUUCAAAGUCAUAGAGUGACUUAUAUUUUUAUCAUGUGAUAUUAUACUUAUAUUUGUGAAAAUAGUAAUGUUGACACUGAUUACAUUUGGUCUGCAUCCACAGGCCAGUUGUUUAAUACACAACUUUUGUACUUUAUAUGCUUGACUUAAAUAUUUGUUUUAAAACGUCCCAUUUUCAUGUAAUUUCUUGUUUACAUGUUUAUGUUCAAAUCUGUUAGAGCUCAGGUAAUAGAAUGAAUGAAGUCCAAACUGUAUCACCACGCAAAUGGUUUGAGGAAACCAAUUACAGCAACUUAAACCUAUUUACCACAAUUGAUUUCCUCAAACCAUGAGUAGCUAUACAGCUGUUUGAACUUAAUUCGUUCAAGUUAACAGAACUCUGAUUUGAUGACUGAACUUAAACUGUUACUAAUACUCAACUAUU